Molecule: messenger RNA, 864 nt
Organism: Arabidopsis lyrata subsp. lyrata
Lineage: Eukaryota; Viridiplantae; Streptophyta; Magnoliopsida; Brassicales; Brassicaceae
Exons: 3
Coding region: 1-729 (242 amino acids)
Source: RefSeq, a predicted model, not a curated record
AUGGAUGCUGUCCUGUUCUUAGAGAUGGUCCACGUUCCGAAAGAGAAAACCAUAAGGUUACUAUCUGUCAUUCUGGGGGCAGUUAACUCUGACUCCAAAGCCGGUGGUGAAUACUCCGGCAAAGAUUUCUCUCUGGAUAGUUUUGACAAAUCAUUUUAUCCUGAUGAUCCUGAGGCACGUGCUUCGCUUAAACUCAGAAAUUUGAAGGACUGUGUGGCUGAUAAGAUAGAGUCCUAUGGCUUGAAACUUGCUAACUCUCUUCUGUCGCAUAUCAAUGAUCCUACUACUACUAGAGAUGGGUUCAUUGCAAUCACCGAGGGUCUUUGUAAAUGCAUCUUUUAUCUUAACAAUCUUCUAAAAAGCAUUAGCGCCAGCGGUGAAGAAGUAGAGCAACAUCCCACUGAGGAUUAUCAGAAACUAAGCAACGACCAACUGAAGUCAUAUGCAUAUACACUAUUGAGGUUCAUUGGUGACAAACCCCUUAAAUCUUUGCAAAGGAAGUGCUACUCAUCUGUUCCUAGUACUACCAAGGAUGCUAUUAGUUUUCUCCGACCUGUAAAAGAUGUUGUGGUCUAUUGCGAUGAUGUAAUUGAUCAAGUCAUGUAUAUUCUGAUUGAGAGUUCUGGUUCUUGUUCGGCUUCAGGCUCAAGUUCUGGUUUUGGUUCGGGAUCCGGGGGUUCGGGAUCCGGGGGUUCCGGUUUAGGUUCGACUCGUGGAAGCGCGAAGUAGCUUUUGCUUGACAUGUUGAUUUGAGCGUCUGUAAUGUGUAGUUAAACCUUACUUAACUUGACUUGUUCUUGUCGAAUAAUAAACCAUCUUCUAAAACUUCUUCAUAAUUCUAUCGAGAUUUUUGUUUCAUACUCA